This is a messenger RNA of Macroventuria anomochaeta, 508 nucleotides long. RefSeq lists its product as uncharacterized. The coding region runs from base 112 to 408 and encodes 98 amino acids. The record is from RefSeq and is a predicted model, not a curated record. The transcript has a single exon. Lineage: Eukaryota; Fungi; Ascomycota; Dothideomycetes; Pleosporales; Didymellaceae.
GAGCCGAUCGCAUCUGCGGGCAUUGGUUUCACGCUGUCGCCUCCAGGUACUCGUCUUGUCCAGGUCAGCAAAGUCAGCAUCUCUAGACGGCAUUCACCUUACGUUCUGUAGAUGGACGAAGACCUCAUUAUGCACAUGGUGCUUGAGUAUAUCUCUCGCUUUGUCGAUGACGCCGAAGUCGCCGAAGUCGCCGAAGUACGUGUCGAAAUCACAAGAAGAGUUGUGUGCGCCGCGCUCAUACCCGUAUGUCUUGUCGCAUGGACUGUUUGGCUUGGGUUCAGCGCCAAUGCUCUUCAGCCCCUUCCAGUAAGAUGCUACACUCUGUCACAGCACCGUGGUAGUCUGUGGGUUAGGAUAGAAACCAGCACUAUGGAGCCCCCUCAUCAAGAUCCCGCAUCUUAUGACUGAGCACAGAUCUUUCAGACAGGACGGGUUGCUAGGGUUUUGCGUGUCUUCUUGUCCUUCCAAAGUCAUGCCAAUCGCAGUGUCGACACAACUGAGCAACUCC